Thalassophryne amazonica is the source of this 3758-nucleotide messenger RNA. Its product is annotated as cAMP-dependent protein kinase catalytic subunit beta-like. The record is from RefSeq and is a predicted model, not a curated record. Gene Ontology annotation, biological process: peptidyl-serine phosphorylation. Gene Ontology annotation, molecular function: ATP binding; cAMP-dependent protein kinase activity. Bases 245 to 1309 code for a protein of 354 amino acids. The transcript has 11 exons. Lineage: Eukaryota; Metazoa; Chordata; Actinopteri; Batrachoidiformes; Batrachoididae. Gene Ontology annotation, cellular component: cAMP-dependent protein kinase complex; nucleus.
CGGAGACUCUGAGCAGCAGAAGUGACCGCUAGCUGAGCUACAACGGCCAAUAUUUCACAGCGAAUACAGAGUGAGAAGGGGUUCAAGUUUAUUUAUUUUUGCUACAGUAAUUAUUUGUAUCGAUCUGGGCUUUUGUGUUGUGUUAUUUUGUUUUUGGACGAAAAGCUCGGGAGUGCCACCGUCAGUGGUAGCGCCGUUAGCUAGCCGUCUGUCCGUCCGUCCGUCCGUCGUGUCUUCCAGCAUUAUGGGGAACACCGCCACCGCCAAGAAGGGCAACGAGCAGGAGAGCGACACGUUCGUGAAAGAGUUUCUAGCCAAAGCCAAAGAAGAUUUCUUACGGAAAUGGGAAUCCCCACCACAGAGCACAACAUGUCUAGAUGACUUUGACCGAUUAAAGACCUUGGGCACUGGCUCAUUUGGAAGAGUCAUGCUGGUAAAACAUAAAGGAACGGAGCAACAUUUUGCCAUGAAAAUACUGGACAAGCAGAAGGUGGUGAAACUCAAGCAAAUAGAACACACAUUAAACGAGAAGCGGAUAUUGCAGGCUGUGAGCUUCCCCUUUCUUGUCAAACUUGAGUAUGCCUUUAAGGACACUUCCAAUUUGUACAUGGUGAUGGAGUAUGUUCCAGGAGGAGAAAUGUUCUCACAUUUGAGACGAAUUGGAAGGUUCAGUGAACCACAUGCACGAUUUUAUGGAGCUCAGAUAGUGCUGACAUUCGAGUACCUCCAUUCAUUAGAUCUUAUAUACAGAGAUCUAAAACCAGAGAACCUACUCAUUGACCACCACGGCUACAUUCAGGUAACAGACUUUGGAUUUGCCAAGCGGGUAAAAGGCAGGACCUGGACUUUGUGUGGGACACCGGAAUAUCUGGCACCAGAAAUCAUUCUCAGCAAAGGCUAUAACAAAGCUGUGGACUGGUGGGCACUGGGGGUUCUCAUCUAUGAAAUGGCAGCUGGUUACCCUCCAUUCUUUGCAGAUCAGCCGAUUCAGAUCUACGAGAAGAUCGUGUCUGGAAAGGUACGGUUUCCUUCACACUUCAGCUCAGAUUUGAAAGAUUUGUUGAGAAACCUGCUGCAGGUGGAUCUGACGAAACGUUACGGAAACCUAAAGAACGGAGUCAGUGACAUCAAGGGCCACAAAUGGUUUGCCACAACAGACUGGAUUGCAGUCUACGAGAGAAAGGUGGAAGCUCCCUUCAUACCAAAGUGCAGAGGCCCAGGGGACACCAGCAACUUCGAUGACUACGAGGAGGAAGAAAUCCGCGUUUCUGUGACGGAAAAAUGUGUAAAGGAGUUUGCAGACUUUUAGGACAUGAACACACACAUAAAUCAGGGAAUCACAGGACCUUUGCACUUGUCUAAAGACUUGGGAUGAUGCAGAGACCAUUAUUUUUCAGAUCUACUACGUAGUCCCUUCAUUCUGCAAGGAUGGAUGACGUGGCCGUGAUCCUCGGGUGCCGAUAACCUCACUGUCGUACACACAUGUAUUAAAGCAGACACGCCACUUUAUUUUUUUUUUGUUUGUUUGUUUUAAACCACCUCACCGUUAAGUUGCACUUAGUCUCUGAUGUUGCAAUCCAGACCCCCCACCGCUACCCUGUUAAAAUGUGAUGUUUUUCAGUUGAGGGAAAACUGAGAUAACAGUCGAUAAUGGUUGAUUUAUUGCAAACAAGCUGCCUGUGGCAGAGUGACGGAGUUGUGCAGGUAGUAGUUCAUUUCCCUCCUGUUGCUAAAGCUACAGUUGUGUAGCAUUUAGGGGUGUUUUUUUUCUUUCUUUCUUUCUGUCUUUUGCAGAAAUAAAAUGUCCCAUUCGUAACCAACUGUUGUGAUUGCUAAGACUUAGCAUUCACAGCAUUCAAUAUUUACACAGGAGUGCACCGCCAUGCGGGGCCGCCACGUUGAUACAGUAGCCUAACAAUGACAUUUUGCAACAUGGCUGGAAAACUGAAGGAAAAAAGCAUAAUCAGUGUUUACUAUACACUGUCUACUGUUUGCUAGUUCAGGCCAACAAGUUUAAGAAGCCUCAUUUUUGUAUCAGAAGAGAAGGCAAGGGAGCAUGAAUCCCUGGCAUCAUGGAGUCUGCAACAUCUCCACUAGAUGAGGCUAAAUCCUACACGUUGUAGCUUUAAAGGUAUUUAUUUAGUGGUUUGUUACAGAGCCCGACCAAUAUAUUGGUAUGCGAUAUUUUCAUAAGCAUACCCAUAUCUGCGCUAUUUUUGCCGAUUUAUGAAAAUGUAUUUUCUCAAACAGUGCAGAAAACACUGAGUGUUGGAAAUGGUGUCAUUAUGUAGUUUUGGCCAGUGUUGGCAAACAUGGCUGGGACCCCAUCACCCCUUGGUCACAUUAGCUACAAGAGAUAGGCAGAAUGACCAGCUGCUGUUCAGAGUUUGUGUUUUACAGCGACAUCAUACAAGUGCUUACUAUGCCACUAGCGAGGUACGUCAUUUACUUGUUGGUUAUAUUUGUAGUUAUAUAUAACGUUCUUGGUUGAAAUCUUACAAUAUCAAGCUUCAGUUACAUUUUUUGUCGUAAGAGUUUGAUAAUGAAAUGUUAGUAAUCUGCCAUUUUUAUCGAAAUACCGGAGGAGGUGUGGUGGUGGUGGGGGAUAUAGCGAUCAGCCUGUCACUCUGUCCGUCCAUCCGUUUUUGCUUGUUAGCGCAACAUCUCAAGAACCAAUUAACCAAUUUAAUUUAUAUUUAGCAUAAGGGUGUACUUGGGUGAUUCCCCCAACACCAGUCGAUUACGGUGACCUUGGAAUCAGUUUCAAGGUCACAAUGAGAUCAAGAUAUUGUCAUUGCUACCCUUGUUUGCAUGAUAUUUUAUAUUUUGCAUAAUUGUGUACUUGGGUGAUCCCCAACACUUCAUAUUAUGAUUUGUGGGGACCGGGCGGAUGUGUCAUCCCCUGCUGACUCUUGUUUUAUGUAUAUAUCAACAGAUAUAUCAAUUUCGUUCCUGCUGACUCUUGUUUUAUGUAUAUAUCAACAGAUAUAUCAAUUUUGUUUUUUUAAGUCCCUAAUAUUCGCAUAGGCCUCUUAAAAAAAAAAAAAAAAAAAAUCCAUAUUGGUCGGGCUCUAGUUUGUUUCUGCAAUUUGACUCGCUUUCAUAGGCAGCAUUUGUUUGAUUUUCAGUCAGUUUCUGAAACACUGGAACACGAUCAGUUUGUAAACCAAAUAGAAGAUAUUUGGAGAAACAAAACCAGUUUCUUCGAUUUCUUUGCUUUUCCACAGAGAUCCCACACAAGCACCCAUUCACCGUCUGCUUGGUGGUCUGAUGCAGGCACACUAACCUAUUGUGUGAAAAACUACAAACCUUGUUACAUUAGUAAAGAAAAAAAUACAAGGGUAUCUUUUAUUCAUUUGGAUGUCUGUUACGUAUCAGAUUUGUCAUUUGCAAUCUUAUUUUUUCCUUCCACCACUGUGUCUAACGUCAUUUUGUAAGAUUUCAGGUUUGCACAUAAGUCUGGAACAAUGUGGCUUCAGUAAAAGGAAAAUAAAAAGUCCAAUAAAAUCGUUUUAGGAUUUUAAAGCGUAGCAUAAAACCGAGCAGGUCAGUGUGACUAGUAUUUGGCUUUAUGCUUCGACAUUGUUGGUGAAUCCUAAAAAAAAGAACCUUUUAAAGCUGUUACGGAGUUCUCAGUAAUAGGAACACGAAAACAAACUUGUGGGUUGUGAGUGAUUUGAAGGUUUGUUGUUUUGAUUUUGAGGUACAGUUUUCCUCACAGUGCACUGGCUAAAAUAAAGACUUUGUGUCACAUGUAA